AUAAAAGCGUUGCAUCUUGAGCGUCCAACUGGUCUCCAAUUCCCCCGUGUCCCUUUCCUUUUCAAGUAGAGAGCUGAUUAGAGACGAGGCGAUUAUUAUAGAAAAAACAAAGAUCUUCUUUAAUUGCUUCUAUAAAAGGCGUCGCCUAAAGUAGAAGGAAAGCUUUGGCCUCCUGUCAAAUGAAGAAAAAACCUACGGAAGAGGUGAAAAUGGGCUUCGGUUCGUUAAGCGAAGACAUAGUGGAAAAGAUACUGAGACGAUUACCAGCCUUAUCAUUAGCAUCAGCAGCUUGCGUUAGCAAAUCAUGGUACCAAAAUUGCAAUCGGAUCCUCUCUCGACCUAAGCUCUCCUCUGCUCUCUCUCUCAACCCUUCCCUUGACAUUGCGAUGCAAGAGAUUCUUGAUAAGGUUCUCUCCGAGCCAAUUCGCCCGCAUUUUGCUAUUGCAAAUGGUUUUGGCAAUACCUGUGGCAUGCAGAAAGCUUUUGAUUUUUUUGCUGGAAGACUGGGUUCCAGGACUCCUCUUAUUGUUACUUGGGCUAAUGGAAUCAUGGGAAGAGAUGCUAUUACCAGUGAGUUCGAAGAGGUCAUGGGAGGUGAUGAUGACAGUGAUGAUAACGAUGAACAUACAGAUGCCAAUUCUGGUAUCCUUUUGACUGUGGGUUUUAUACCAGGGUUAAAAGUUGAGGCCAUCCCACUGCUAAGACCAGUAAAGCAGGCACCUCGAGUAUCAAUGGCUGAUGACCUUGUGAUGGAUAUUAGGAAUUACACAGCUUCUGCUUCGGAUAGCACAUCACCAGUUGGAAUCAUAAUGUUUGGUGAUGGAGAUGCUGACCUGAAACCUGUCAUUGAAAAGCUGGAUUAUGCCAUGUCAAAGGAAACUAUUAUUGCUGGUGAUGAGAACACUAAAUUUUUGUACAGAAGUGGCACAGAAUCAAGAAAUCUCUGUGGAAGCACAAAAUAUUUUUCUGAUGCCAUUACUCUUGUAUUUGCAAGGGAUAGAGAAAAACCUCGAGGAAUAGGGGAAAUUCAAUUCCACGCGGCAUUAUCAAAUGGCCUUCGCAAAAUAGGUCCAAGGUACAAGGCAGCUUCUGUCAGAGUCAAUGGUCGUGCUCAUACUACUUGGCUCACUGCCAGACGAGAAGGGCAACGGGAGAUUCUUGAUGGUCAAAUGAUUGUAAAUGAAAUCAAUGAUGAGUUGGAAGAUCGCGUUGGAGGAACUGAUUUGUACAUUGGGGUAACAAAACACAGAAAAUGCUCUGUUGGAACCGAGAAGUCAAGGCUGAUAUCCUCCUUGGCUUUCCAUGGAGUCAUGGAAGCAGAUGAAGAGUACCUUUUUGUUUAUGGUACUGGCAUCAGAACUGCAGACUAUUUCCAAUUUUACCAUUCUGAUCCAUGCACUGCAUUAUCUUCAUGUAAUGCCGUCUCUGCAAACCUGAGAAACUUGAGGCUAGAUUGGAGUUGUAAAAAGGGCCUUAAUCCAACAGACAUUGUUAAUGAGUGUAAGAAGGAAUGUAUUGGGGGAUUUAUUUUCUCUUGUUGUGGCCGUGGUGAAUCAUUUUUGGGACGUCGGAACGUUGAUAGCUCCCCAUUCUUGGAGAAUUUUCCUGAGGCCCCAGUGGCAGGGAUAUUUUGUGGCGGGGAAAUAGGGCGUGGCAUUUCAAUCUUGAAUGCUCCUGAAGGGCAAGAAGAAAGCAUCCUCUCUUGUUCUCUGCAUGUAUUUAGCACGGUUUUCCUGUUGCUGACGUAUGCCCCAGCACCACUUGAGCAUCAUAUGACUUGAUUAUGUGCAGCUGAUGAUGCCUCUUCUCUCCCGCACCCUUUUUUUUUUGUGCGUGUGAAAUGUAUGUACUGUUUAUAUAUUAUCUCAGACAGCGAAAGAAUAAAGCCAAUCAAAACUAAUUGGCUGAGAUGCUAAGAUGAGCCUUAUGUCAUGUAAAUAUCCUCCUUUUUUUCAUAUUUAUUUUCUCCAUUGGGGUAUAGAAUCAUGUCUGGGUAUUGGGGUUGAAUGUAUUGGAUAAUUGUAUGUUCUACAUAGAACUGGUGGUUCGAUAGAAUUUUGCGAAAGUAAUUUCAGAGUCUGCGAAAGACCAUAUACACCGCGGUUUCA
Molecule: messenger RNA, 2108 nt
Organism: Jatropha curcas
Lineage: Eukaryota; Viridiplantae; Streptophyta; Magnoliopsida; Malpighiales; Euphorbiaceae
Product: F-box/LRR protein
Biological process (GO): positive regulation of proteasomal ubiquitin-dependent protein catabolic process; protein polyubiquitination
Molecular function (GO): protein binding
Source: RefSeq, a predicted model, not a curated record